UUUUUUUUGGUGCUUCUUCGUUGUCGCAGUCUCUCGCUACAUGGAGAGUCUCUCGAUUCCCGCCGCUUCUUGGUUUUCCGGCGGAACCAUUCCUCCGACGAAUGUAAGAAUUUCUCUACCGUAUCAUCUUCGGAGACCAUCGAACAGGAAUUCCCCUCGCUUGUCCGCCAUUAACGCCGCUUCUCGCUCUGUGAGUGAGCUAGUGGAGGAGGAUGUAUUGCAAAUGUUCUUGAAAGACAGAGAAGAAAAUGGAGAUUUCAUUUCUAAAGUUUCUGAUAGGCUCUGGUUAAAGGACAUUCUCGAAUCUAUUGAUCUUAAUUCCAAUGGAGCUUCCUCUUCAACUGUUGGACUAGAGACUCAGGAGAGCUUGAUAGCUGGCGUAGAUGAUGAUGAUGAUGAUGAAAGUGGUUUCUUGAAACUUAAACCGACACAAGAAUGGAUUGGUUGGGAGAGUGAUUCCGCCCCCAUUAAUAAGAAAGCUCUAGCUAAGGCAUUACGGGAUGACAGGGAAAGAAUGAAGAAAUUUAACUUGCUGAAAUAUGAAGCUCUGAAGCGUGAACUCAUGUACCUGUCGAUUGUAAUUGGAACUGGCUGCAGCGGAUAUUGCUUACUAGCUUUAUCAGCUCAGGCUGCAGUCAGUUAUGCAGUUGGGGUUCUUUUCAGUUGCUUGUACCUUCAGCUUUUAUACGGAUACGCUGAUGAUCUUUCACGUGAAGCUGUUCCUGGUAUCUUCCUGAAAAAAAAGUCUAAAAAAAUCGGGAUCAGAAGUGAAGACCUUGAGGACUUUGUAGAGAGGACCAUCAGGGGCAGCGGCCUGGCUCUCUCUUCUCCACGCCUGGUGAUCCCUGCUGCAAUUUAUGGUUUGUGGAUACUCUCUCACAAGUAUUUCCAGAACGACUUGUUCGACUUUCAGAUAGUUCCAGCCAUGGUUGGUUUGUUUGUAUACAAAGCCGCAGCUCUGGUUCAAGUGUACAGAGACAACCAAGAUCUUCAGUUCAUCUUCCCAGAUGACUACUAACUACAAAGUUCACAAGCGAGAGACCUUGCUAAACAGACCAGGGAAUCGCAGAAUUGUGAAUUGUUCAGUACAUAUAUUGAGAGAGGAACAGAAGCUAUACUCAUCCGCUAAGACCAAGGAUAUAGUGAGUUUGUGGUGAGUUAUAGAUCAAAACGGCGUUAUUUGGUUCUUCUCAAAAGCAAAGCAACCUCUUCUAUUUUUAAAAACAUUCUGGGUUUACUACUUUUCUAACGAAAACAAUAAUACAAUGUUUAUCUGCAU
This is a messenger RNA of Arabidopsis arenosa, 1279 nucleotides long. The record is from the annotation of a GenBank genome assembly. NCBI's taxonomy places the organism in Eukaryota, Viridiplantae, Streptophyta, Magnoliopsida, Brassicales, Brassicaceae.